AUGAAUGAGAAGCCAAAAAAAAAGCCCGCCAUAGAAUGGAGAAGCACUUCUGAAUUUGAAAAUAAUUCAAAUUACGUAAGAGUUGUGGAAUUUACUAAAUAAAACUAUUAAAAGGAAUGCUCAAUGAACAAGACAAUCACAUUUACUAAAGUCCUUUAGGUUGCUAAACAAAUGCAACAAGGAUUUCUUUGGUCUUUAUAAGUGGAGUUUUCAGACAAAACAAUUAAAAUAAUUUAGAUCUACGAAGACUUAGAUGGAGUUUUAGAGUUUGAUUCAUGCAAAGAUAACAAUUGA
Paramecium tetraurelia is the source of this 294-nucleotide messenger RNA. RefSeq lists its product as uncharacterized. The record is from RefSeq and is a predicted model, not a curated record. The transcript has 2 exons. NCBI's taxonomy places the organism in Eukaryota, Ciliophora, Oligohymenophorea, Peniculida, Parameciidae.